Messenger RNA from Paralichthys olivaceus (Japanese flounder), 1897 nucleotides. Lineage: Eukaryota; Metazoa; Chordata; Actinopteri; Pleuronectiformes; Paralichthyidae. The record is from RefSeq and is a predicted model, not a curated record.
GUUUUCCUACGAGCCAAUCCGCAUCACGCGCGCCUCCCUACGUCAGCAAGCCACGCGCCAAAAUUUGUUUGAGUGCGGAAGGCGCGAUAAGAAAACCAGCGGCGCCUCCUGUCUUCUUCAAGAUCCGUCUUUCACCGCGAGCGACCUUGCUCAACAGCUCCUCGUCAGUAUGUCCCAGCCGGCAGGAUAUUCCCCCAGCUUCAAACGACCCGCGGACAUCAUGCGGAAGAGGUGGAGGAGAUCCCGAAGCGACGCCGGUGUCCCCUCCAGCCCGAGCGGACCGGAGUCCGCUGGCAGCCCGGGACGAAGCGGCUCAUCCCCGGCGUGCGUCCGGCCGUUUUCCCCGGGCCCGCUGUUCAGCCGAGGGGGCACCAAGCGCAGGAACCCGUUCUCCAGCAUCGAGAACACGUACAGCCCCAAAAAGAAGAUCCACAUUCUGAACGAGGACGCGAAACCCGGCGACGAUCAGGAGGAGGACGUGUCAACAAAGAGAGAGUGUCGAGGAGUCUCGUCCUUCAGUGCGAGUCUGACCGAGGCAGAGAGACACGAGCACCGAGAGGUGUCCUCCAGGAAAUGUCUCACUGUCUCUGAGGAUGACUCUCUGUUUGAAGAAGAGGAUGAAGACGUUAAAAGUCCACUCCUGAAGAGUCCACAGGCCAUUGCUCCUGCCUCCAUAGCUCCUCCCGUCUGCACAGAGUAUCCAGCAGACUGGAGCCUGAAGACUCGCCUCCUCUUCACCUCCCCGCUCCCCCUGUCGUGGGCCGAGCAGCCCAAAGCCCAGGAGGAGGCUCUUGGGCUCAGCCAGCAUUGUAGAGCUCAGUUCACCACCCUGCCUCACAGUCUACAGGAUCCCAGGUCCUGCUCUGAGCUUCGUUGUGCCUUCCAGCAGUGUCUGGUCUACUGGCAGCAUCCCUCCCUGCCCUGGAUCUCUCUGUUCCCCCGGAUCAAUGCUGAGAGGCGCUUCACAGGGAAGAGCACCCCCUGGGCACAAAAUGCAUCACUGCAGCAGAGUCUCAUGAGCGAAUGGUCAGUCAGUCUAUCAUCUCUCUACAGUCUCCUGAAGGCCAGACAGUGUCCUUACUUCUACCUCUGCUCCUAUCAGUUUACAGUGUUGUUCAGGGCAGCAGGUCUCGGUGAGUCCAGCACCAUCACCGCCUUGAUUACUCCGACAACUCGAGGUCUCAGAGAGGCAAUGAAGGCUGAAGGACCUAUCCUCCCUUCGUCUCUCCACACCAUCACGACCCUUCUCCGGCCCGCGCAGAAGGGAAACUACUCAGCUACUCUUUACACGCACGCGCCUACCGCUGUCAUGAACAUAAGCACCACCAAGCAACAUAGUGCCAACUGCCCGGUGGACGUGUCCGGUUGCGGCCUCCAUCCUGCCUCCCUCCAGCAGCUGCAGCAGCCGUCCAGCCUGGGCAAGACUGCCCUGACACACAUCAGCUUGAACAACUACAGCUACACCUGGAAGAACUGAAGGGAGCCGGAAUCGGACGGCUCGUUAAACCAUUUCUGGUCUUAAAAUGUCUUUUAAAACAGAUUUUAUUUCCUUACAGUUUUUUAAAGCGAUUGAAUAAUUCUGAAUUUAUUUUAAAGUUCAUAAAUGUAUUGUUCCGGCUGCUAAUUUGUCAAUAAAUUGUAUUUGUAUCUUUGAUUGCUCAAUUUUAUUAUUAGUGUUUGGUACUGGAUUGCUGUGGGUAUAAAUGAAUCUGGAAUAUAUUCGCUCAGGAAUAGUUUUUUUUAGCUUUUUAUUCUGAAAACCAUCCGAAGAGACGCAUAUACUGUAUAAGACUGAUGGAAAGCUUCUGUCUGUAACAAUACAAUGUAGAGUUUGAAAGAUUCAGUUACUGGGUGAUCUUGGUUUGUCUUUUCUUCUUAAUAAAAUGACAGAAUAUUG